Messenger RNA from Odobenus rosmarus divergens (Pacific walrus), 2831 nucleotides. RefSeq names its product neuronal guanine nucleotide exchange factor (gene NGEF). Bases 168 to 2039 code for a protein of 623 amino acids. The record is from RefSeq and is a predicted model, not a curated record. Gene Ontology annotation, biological process: activation of GTPase activity. The transcript has 13 exons. NCBI's taxonomy places the organism in Eukaryota, Metazoa, Chordata, Mammalia, Carnivora, Odobenidae. Gene Ontology annotation, molecular function: protein binding; guanyl-nucleotide exchange factor activity.
CUCGGCAGCGGCGGCGGCGGCGGCGGCGGCGGCGGCGGCAGCAGCUCCGGCUCGGGCGGCGCGCUCUGCGACCCGGUUCUGGAGCCCACUCGUCGCCCGCGGCCCGGCUCCGAGCCCCCGGCACGGCCCGCGACCCGGCCCCAGCGCCCGCCCGGCCGCCGGCCCCCAUGGAGCUGCUGGCCGCAGCCUUCAGUGCCGCCUGCGCCGUGGACCACGACAGCUCCACCUCGGAGAGCGAUGCACGCGACUCGGCGUCGGGACACCUGCCGGGCAGCGAGUCGUCCUCCACCCCGGGAAAUGGGGCCACACCCGAGGAGUGCCCGGCGCUCGCCGACAGCCCCACCACGCUCACCGAGGCCCUGCAGAUGAUCCACCCCAUUCCCGCCGACUCCUGGAGAAACCUCAUCGAACAAAUAGGGCUCCUGUAUCAGGAAUACCGAGAUAAAUCAACUCUCCAAGAAAUUGAAACCAGGAGGCAGCAGGAUGCAGAGAUACACGCCAAUGCCCACGGCUCCCCGGUCAGCGAGGAGACUCCGGAGGAGGAGGAGGAGGAGGAGGAGGAGGAGGAGGAGGAGGAGGAAGAGGAAGCAAGCCCACCUGAGAGGAAGGCUCUGCCCCAGAUCUGCCUGCUCAGUAACCCCCACUCGAGAUUUAACCUCUGGCAGGACCUCCCGGAGAUCCAGAGCAGCGGGGUGCUGGAAAUCCUCCAGCCUGAGGAGAUCAAACUGCAGGAGGCCAUGUUUGAGCUGGUCACUUCUGAGGCCUCCUACUACAAAAGCCUGAGCCUGCUCGUGUCUCACUUCAUGGAGAAUGAGCGUCUGAAGAAGAUCCUGCACCCGUCCGAGGCUCACAUCCUCUUCUCCAACGUCCUGGACGUCAUGGCCGUCAGUGAGCGGUUUCUCCUGGAGCUGGAGCGCCGGAUGGAGGAGAACAUUGUCAUCUCGGAUGUGUGCGACAUCGUGUACCAUUACGCGGCCAACCACUUCUCGGUGUACAUCACCUACGUCAGCAACCAGACCUACCAGGAGAGGACCUACAAACAGCUGCUCCAGGAGAAGGCAGCCUUUCGGGAGCUGAUUGCGCAGCUGGAGCUGGACCCCAAGUGCCGGGGGCUGCCCCUGUCUUCCUUCCUCAUCCUGCCUUUCCAGAGGAUCACGCGCCUCAAGCUGUUGGUCCAGAACAUUCUGAAAAGAGUGGAAGAAAGGUCUGAGCGUGAGUGCACUGCCUUGGAUGCCCACAAAGAACUGGAAAUGGUGGUAAAAGCGUGCAACGAGGGUGUCAGGAAGAUGAGCCGCACGGAGCAGAUGAUCAGCAUUCAGAAGAAGAUGGAGUUUAAGAUCAAGUCGGUGCCGAUCAUCUCCCACUCCCGCUGGCUGCUGAAGCAGGGUGAGCUGCAGCAGAUGUCAGGCCCCAAGACAUCCCGAACCCUGCGGACCAAGAAACUCUUCCGGGAAAUUUACCUCUUCCUUUUCAAUGACCUGCUGGUGAUCUGCCGGCAGAUCCCCGGAGACAAGUACCAAGUGUUUGACUCGGCCCCGCGGGGACUCCUCCGCGUGGAGGAGCUGGAGGACCAGGGCCAGACGCUGGCGAACGUGUUCAUCCUGCGGCUGCUGGAGAACGCAGACGACCGGGAGGCCACCUACAUGCUGAAAGCAUCUUCUCAGAGUGAGAUGAAGCGUUGGAUGACCUCACUGGCCCCCAACCGGAGAACCAAGUUUGUUUCCUUCACUUCCCGGCUGCUGGACUGCCCCCAGGUCCAGUGUGUGCACCCGUAUGUGGCCCAGCAGCCGGAUGAGCUGACACUGGACCUGGCCGACAUCCUGAACAUCCUGGAAAAGACCGAAGACGGGUGGAUCUUUGGCGAGCGUCUGCAUGACCAGGAGAGAGGCUGGUUCCCCAGCUCCAUGACUGAGGAGAUCUUGAAUCCCAAGAUCCGGUCCCAGAACCUCAAGGAAUGUUUCCGAGUCCACAAGAUGGACGACCCUCAGCGCAGCCAGAACAAGGAUCGCAGGAAGCUGGGCAGCCGAAAUCGGCAAUGACCCCCGGCCCGGGUCACCAGCCUGGCGGAAAGACGCGGGUGCGCAGGCCGGAGCAGCUCUGGGCAGGCAAACCCCGAGGAACGGUGGAGGGGCUCUGGGGGGAGGCAGGCGCCUCGUGCAGGAGCCACCCCCACCCCUCUCCCUGCCGCGUGCUGAGUGCUCAUGUGUCUUGGCCCCCUCGCUUGCAGACAACUGGAGAAAGGGUGCCUACGUCUUUCCUCUGCUGCAUUUAUAAACAAGAAAGGGUAUUUUAAACAGUAUUCUCCCACCUGUCCCUCUUGUCUCUUAGAGGGGGUGGAAGUGGACUGGCAUGCUCCAGGGGCCUUCCCAGGCACUGGAAGAGGCCCCAGACCCCGGGGUGUCCCUGGCCAAGGACAGGCUAGAAGGAUUGUCAUGACCCCCUGCACAUGUCCUUCUCUACCCUGGAAGCCAUUAGAAUCCACCAGGCGUGCAGAUGGACCGCCCUUGCCUGAGCUUGUUGAGCAGCCCUUGGUCUCCGAUUCAAAGGACCGAGAGACCAAAUGCCUCUGUCCUCCCCCCUCCCCAAGCCUCUGCCAGCCUCUGGCUGCACGGCCAGGCCCUGCUUCAUGGCAGGCCUACCAGAGCUUGGCCGAGGGCCCAUGCCACCUCUGGCUCCCUGACAAGCUGGAUGUAACUUGUGUCUUCUGGCCCCUUCAGGAGCCCAGGUGUUGUGAGGAAUGAAUUGGCCACUGCAUCCUGUAUCGGUUUUGGUUCCGAGAAAAGCAAAUAUCAUUUUUGGCUGCAUUAAAAGAAGCAUCAUAUAUAAAAUAA